ACACUACCUAUGCUACCACCUCCUACCUGCUGCUGGAUCAGUCAUCUGAACGCAGUCUAUGGGCCUUCUCUCUCCUUCCUCCCACCAAUAUGACUAUCUUUUUGUAGAUACUUCAGCUGCAUGCAGUUCCUAGGACAUAUUCCUGUUGACGAGAUCAAAUAUAACUUAUGCAGAUGUUGGCCAAAGUUCUGGAUGACUGCUUUGUCAGGUAUUGCAAAACACCACAGAUGCAUGCUGAAAAGAGGUUAUUUCAUGUCCCAAAAGAUGCAGCAUUGUUGGUUUUGUUUUUUUUGUUUUGUUUUGUUUUGUUUAUUUGUUUUGGCAAAGUAACUUCUAGACAGUUAUGUGAACACAGUGGAUUUUAAAGGAUUCAGACGGCACAUCAAUCUCACUGCACAAAUGGGACAUCAGAGUCUAUCUCUUGAGUAGCAAUGCUAUUUACAGUUUAGUAAAAGAUAUCUCAUGCCAGAAUAAAGGAAUGCUAAAGAGGAAGCAGCAGAAAAUAAUGAAAACUGAAAGAAGCAUUGUUUAGCUGUAAGACAGCCAGGGCUGUGACAGAAAUACAGGUUUUACUUUGAUGCAAAUGGGGGGAAAAUGGCCCUGGAUAUUGAGGUCCCCUACUCUCUUAAUAAAUCUGUGCUUUUUUUCAUAGUUGCUGUAAGCCCACAUAUUGAUUGGUCUAGCUGCAGACACUGGAAAUUUCAAAAGUCGGGCUGCAUGGUUUGCACAAUUUGUCUUAAUUGUCAAUUUAUUAAGUGGAAGGUCAUCUCAUAAACUACCUGGUGACCAAAGCCACUACAAACUGAUGUUCUCCAACUUGCUGAGAAAAGUAUGCACUUCAGCUUCACUUCUUUUCUUUUUUAGGUAGACAUAUUUCCCCAAAGGACAUAUUUAACUUGAGUGAGAUGGCACUAUUACUUAAUUAUACUUACGACUGAUUCGUAUGACCCUAACUAUGCAAGAACCUGUUGGUGAUCCUGGAACAAUAUUGUGCCAUACAGAGUAGCAAUACACAACAUCCUGAGUGAGGCAGUAACAGAAGUGCAAAGAUGUGUACAGCACAGCUAUCUUCUGCAAAGGGCAUCAGAUGAAGUUUCACCUGGGUAAUUCUCAACACCUAAAGCAGACCUUGCUCAUCGUAACCCAGAAGUCACAGGAGAGGAUGAUGAGGUGCUAAAGCCUAACUGACUCCGAUCCUUGCUAUAUACUGAGUAUCCUUUCCUGAAGGUUUGCUACAGGGCUGAACAAGUAACAUUUCUUCUGCCUGCUUGUAUAUUUUGGCUGCUACAGCCCUAGAAUGAAUCUGCCCAGAUUGCUGGCCUUAUCUGUUUGUGACACUUCUGGACUGUGUGCAGAUUUUCAAACUCUGUAAAAGGGAAAACUGAACAUGAAGCCAAGGAGUGGAGAAGUUCCAUGGAGAUGGGAUGGCACUGUGCAGAGGAGAAAGGGACCAAGAGGUCCCCCCUUCUUCAGAGGCAAUCAUGCGUAAUGAAAGUUCUUAAAACAAAUAGCUGUGUAUAAUUAAUUGCAGUGGAAAAUCAGUUUUUGGAAGAGAAGCUUAAAUAAUUCUGCCAAAACCUUCACAUCAAAGUCUUCCAAGUUUCCAAAAUACGAUGAAAAAUAUCCUUUGGGGUUAGCAAGUUCAGCUGCAAGGCCCUUCCCAGGGCUGCAGUCAUAAACACAGAAAGGCGGAUCUAUUCUAGCAGAGGCUGUUGGAUCAGAAGCAGCCAGGAGAGACACCACAGCAAACAGCUUUCACUUCAGACUCGGCACAGUCUGCAGAGGGGAUGUGAACCAUUACUGGGCAUGGCUGCUAUGGCCCAGGUGCAGCUCAGCACCUGGCUGAUCCUGUGCAUCUUUGCUGGAUCCCAGAGGCUAACAGAUGAACAUCCUUACAGCAGGGACGAUGUCAGCACCAACGCACCCCACCGCGGCCCAGAGGACGCCGACGUCAUGUUAGAGAUGCUCUGGGGCAGGCUGGACAUUCAGGCCAACGGGACAAUCCAGCUGCGGGACGAAGAGCUGGCCUCCCUGCGCACAGCACGGUGGUUCAUGCAGAUCUUAGAGCGUGAAGUUCCCAAAACACCGAUGGAGAUUGAGCAGCAACUGAGAUAUUACUCACAGACUGAUAGCUCUUUGCCUCUAACAGAGUUUGACCGCCUGCUUUUCACCAGUGUUUACUGCGCCUAUCAGAUCCGCUCAGUUCAGGGUCUGGAUAAAAAUCUCUGGAUCCGUUUUUUCUCUCAAUUAGCUGAUGAAAUCUUUCGUGAUCUGUGCAAGGGGCUCUGCCCUGCAAAUUCCACCCUCCUCCUGGCUUCCUGGCCCUCAAAGGAAAAACCUUCACAUUUAGCAUCUCUGAAACAUUUUUAUCACUCUAAUCUGGCCAGGACCAAGAGAGACACUUAAUAAGGGAAACAACCAUGGGAAGGUGUGCAUCUGACCUCAGCUGCAAUCUGGGCUGUUUCAAAUGCUGACGAUCCUUCCACAUUAUUCUGGACUUUGCAGAAAUAUGCCACAUCUCUCUCUCAUCCAGCUCUCUGUAUUUAUACACAACGUUUUAUUUUUAGAUAGAACAGGACAUAUCUCAAAAUUGCAUCUCACACUUUCCUUUUUUUUUCCUUUUUUUUUUUUUUUAAGUGGGUUGGGCUGAUGUAGGCAGUGCUAUUUAGAAGUGUUAUCUAUCUUGAUCACUGAUGCUUUCUAGGGAGUUGUCCUGGCAGGUUUUUUCCAGGAUGUUACACUGGUGUCUUAGCAGAAUUUAUCUUGAAUAAUUCAGCUUGGCGUCCUCUAUUCCUUCUGUGGUUUCAGCCAAAUGCAGUCUUUUUUCUCCUCUCCAGUAAUCAGCUAAGCAGAUGCUGCUGUGUUUCACAAUACAGGUAGUGCAUUUAAUUUCAGCUUCCUGGUUAUGCAAUUUGCAUUUUAUGUGCCCAAAGUAAUUUUCCACAUAAUGUGUUCAUUUUUCUUAAAAGAUCAACCAAAACUGUAUGUAUUCUACAAAGCUUCCCUGUAUUUGUAUAUUAUAUUUACAUAUGUAUACUGCUUUGUGUCAGCCAGCAGUUUGGAAUAUACUUUUUAUAUCUCAUUUAAAUUCCCAAGGAUAGUGACCUAGUUAUUUCUACAGCAGAUUUUAUCUCUUCUGAAGUUCUUUUCCAUACUGCUAUGGCACUUUACAAGACAAACAUAACAAACACACAAUCUUUAUACUCAAAAUCAGAAACAUAAUUAUUUUAUAGAAUGAGAUUCUUAACUUUCUCUAUCUUACACAUUGCUGUGUGGAAUUAAAUAAAUAUGAUCAUCUACA
Lagopus muta (rock ptarmigan) is the source of this 3301-nucleotide messenger RNA. It is a transcript of the gene FAM180B, whose product is annotated as family with sequence similarity 180 member B. The coding region runs from base 1807 to 2406 and encodes 199 amino acids. The transcript has 3 exons. The record is from RefSeq and is a predicted model, not a curated record. NCBI's taxonomy places the organism in Eukaryota, Metazoa, Chordata, Aves, Galliformes, Phasianidae.